Messenger RNA from Polychytrium aggregatum, 571 nucleotides. Its product is annotated as cytochrome b-c1 complex subunit 7. NCBI's taxonomy places the organism in Eukaryota, Fungi, Chytridiomycota, Chytridiomycetes, Polychytriales. Gene Ontology annotation, biological process: mitochondrial electron transport, ubiquinol to cytochrome c. Bases 137 to 526 code for a protein of 129 amino acids. The transcript is spliced from 3 exons. The record is from RefSeq and is a predicted model, not a curated record.
CAAAUUUUUUCGCCACAGCGCACGCUGCCACCAGCAUCAAGGACAGCGCCAAAGGUCCAGUCAGACCUGCUGCUCUCCAUCUGCCCUUCCGUGUCGAUACCGCCGAUCCAAGCACCUCCGUCGGGACUUGAGCACAAUGAACAACCUCCUGCAAGCCGUUCGCCAGUUCAAGGCCAGCAAGGCCUUUGCCAGUCUCCGCGAGACUCAUGCCAACCUCAUGGGAUACCGCAAGUCGGGUCUUGUGUUCGACGAUCUUAUUCCCGACGAAGGCCCCAUCGUCUCUGAGGCCCUGAAGCGCCUGACUCCUCAGGAGUUCAACGAGCGCACCUUCCGUUUCCGCCGCGCUCUCAACAUUUCGCUCCACCAGACCGUUCUCCCCGUUGCCGAGCAGACCAAGCCCUCUGAGGACGUCCCGUACCUGCGCCCCAUCAUCGCCGAAGUUGAAGCCGAAGUCGCCUGCAAACAGACUUUUGAUCUUUUGACCGGCAUCCCCGAGAACCUCCGCUCGCGCAACAAGAGCACCUAACGAUGUCUAGCAUCCGCGACCCUGUUUCAUUGGGACGUCAGCGAG